Myxozyma melibiosi is the source of this 1714-nucleotide messenger RNA. RefSeq names its product synaptic vesicle transporter. NCBI's taxonomy places the organism in Eukaryota, Fungi, Ascomycota, Lipomycetes, Lipomycetales, Lipomycetaceae. The record is from RefSeq and is a predicted model, not a curated record. Gene Ontology annotation, biological process: transmembrane transport. Gene Ontology annotation, cellular component: plasma membrane. Gene Ontology annotation, molecular function: transmembrane transporter activity. The transcript has 2 exons. Bases 158 to 1684 code for a protein of 508 amino acids.
GUCUCGAGACCAACUCUCGCUGGCAUCGCAGAUCGCGUGUUUAUAAGCUGGUUCGUAGCUGCCUGUUCCUGAAGUUUCUGUGUGUUUGUGUUGUUGAGGCUUCUGGCUUGGAAAUGAGACCAAAUUCUUCCUGUUCUUGUUCUUCAUCUGCUUCGUUAUGUCCUCGGCAUCCGACAGCGGUCUCGAAUCAGGGCGCUCUGGGGAGCAGCAAGAUCCUGAAAAGCGGGAGCCCUCCCCGCCACCGCGGUCUCCACCGCUACUCAUGGAUCUUGACAGCGGCUUAGUUGGAUGGGAAAGCCCCGACGACCCGCUCAAUCCCAAAAACUGGCCUUUAUCAAGAAAAUGGAAAACAAUGAUCCUAAUCAUCGUCUCCUGCUUCAUGCUGCCGAUGACCUCAACCAUGUUUGCCCCCGGCGUCGGUGAUGUCAUUGCUGAGUUUGGCGAGACCAGUUCUUUACGGCAGACGCUUUUGAUUUCUAUCUACGUGCUUGGGUUCGGAUGGGGUCCGAUGAUGCUUCAUGCGCCGCUAAGUGAGCUCUAUGGACGCAAAUACGUCAUUCUAGCUUCUAAUUUCUGCUUUUCAAUGUUUAAUCUCGGCUGCUCGCUCAGUAGAACUAGCAGUGCAUUUCUUGCGUGCAGAUUCAUGGGCGGGUUUCUGGGUUCGGCUGGCAUGGUUGUUGGAGGAGGUGCUAUUUCUGAUAUGUUCCAAAGAGAGAAGAUUGGAAAGGUUUCAUCUGCAUUUGCACUAGGACCGCUUAUGGGUCCCAACCUGGGCCCAAUAAUAGGAGGCUUCAUGACCGAGAACGUCGGCUGGCGCUGGUGUUUCCGGCUGCUGCUCAUACUUGGCGUGGCCGUAUCCUUGCUGUUUUUCGUCCUCGCCGAGGAGUCGAACCCUUCGGUUCUGCUACACUAUAAGACUAAAAAACUGAGAAAGCAACUGCAAAGACCAGAGCUGAUCUCGGUAUAUGAAAUCAACAACAAGCGGACGCAUCGCCAGGUGUUUUGGUUUGGCAUUUCAAGACCGCUCGCGCUGCUUUGUACCUGUCCUAGCGUUACCUUUCUGGGCUUGUACACUGCCAUCGCGUUCUCAUUUCUAUACAUCUUUCUUACGACAGUUCCCCGAAUCUACCAUGACCUAUACGGCUUCAGUCCUGGUAUCGUCGGUCUGUGCUAUCUAGGCAUGGGAGCCGGCCAACUCGCCGGCAUCCUCACUGUCGGCAACACAAACGACAAACUAGUAAACUACCUCACGAAAAAGAACGGCGGCAAGCGGGAACCCGAAUUUCGCCUUCGCCCGCUUUUUCUCUCCUGCAUUCUCCUCCCCGUCUCGAUGUUUUGGUACGGAUGGGCGGUCGAGUACAGAGUCCACUGGUUUGCAGUCGUAGCGUCGAUGUUCCCGCUCGGCCUCGGUAUGGUCGCGAGUAUGAUCCCGAUCCAGACCUAUCUGAUCGAGGCAUAUGCGCCAUUCGGUCUAGCUGCGAGUGCUACGGCUGCGGGAAACUGCUUCAGAAUGACCGCAGGUGCGUUCUUCCCUUUGGUUUCGGCUCCGCUGUUUAACUCGCUCGGCCAUGGAUGGGGCUGCUCGUUGCUGGGAUUUUUGGCGUUGGGCUUAUGUGGUGCUAUGGCUAUCGGGUUUGUAUAUUUUGGAAAACGGUUACGAGAACGGUUUCCGCCUCGCUUGUGAGAGAUUAAUUAAUUUCUUAAACUACUAUAC